AUGGGGCUCACCGUCUGCCGGACCUGGGCAUUCAGCGACGGUGGCCCCAAGGCCCUUCAGCUCUUCCCAGGCCACUACGACGAGCAAAUGUUCAGACUAUUUUUUGCUGGUCCUGCUUUGGAUUAUGUGAUAUAUGAAGCAAGGAGGAAUAAUGUAAGGCUAAUUCUUUGUCUUCUAAAUAAUCUCAACGCAUUUGGCGGUAAAGAUCAAUAUGUUAGAUGGGCACAAGAAGCUGGUUUUAAUGUGACAACCUCAUCAGAUGCAUUUUUCUCAUUUGAUGUCAUCAGGGGCUACUUCAAGGAUUACAUAAAGGCAAUUGUGACAAGAAGGAACUCAUAUAGUGGGGUUAGAUAUUAUGAUGAACCUGCUAUAUUUGCUUGGGAGCUCAUGAAUGAGCCACGAUGUGUAUCUAAAUCAUCUGCUCCUAUUCUUCAGGAUUGGAUUAUUGAUAUGUCUUCUCAUAUUAAGAGUUUAGACAAGAAACACCUUGUCACAAUUGGACUUGAAGGGUUUUAUGGGCCUGGGAGAACUGAAAGAUUGAAUGCGAAUCCAGGAGAAUGGGCAGCUACUUUUGGCUCUGAUUUUCUGCAAAAUUCCGCGGAUGAGCAUAUAGAUUUUGCUUCAGUGCAUGCAUAUCCUGAUAGCUGGAUCCCAAGGGCAAGCCUAGAAGAGAAAGUCAAAUAUCUUUCUAGUUGGGUGGAUUCUCACGUGAAUGAUAGUCAGAACAUAUUGAAAAAACCAGUUCUCUUUUUAGAAUUUGGAUCCAAUUUGCAUGCCAAGAAAAAUGGCACAUAUGAGCGAGAUGUUUUACUGAAUGUGGUUUAUGACAAAGUGUAUGAGUCUGCGAAGAAGGGUCAAGCUGGUGCUGGAGCUCUAAUUUGGCAGUUGAUGGUUGAAGGAAUGCAAAAAUAUCAUGAUGAAUUCUCACUGGUAGCAUGGGAGAAUCCGUCCACAUACGAGUCGAUAGUACAACAAUCCUGCCGAUUACUGAGGUUGUUUCGAGGAAAGAAAAAAAUCAGGGAACCCUGUUCUGAAUUACAGCCCUAAGGAUCGAUCAUCUGUUCUAUAGGGCAAUAACAUUGUUCGACAUUCAUUUCCAAACGCAUAUGAAAUUCUUUUCGUCAAAGAUGAAGGGAAUGGUUUAAGAAAGAAAUUCAUGAGAAAUACUUGCCAUUGAAAUUAAAUAUGGUAAACUAAUGGAGAUCAGUUCUGCUAUUGGAGGUGAAGGUGUUAUGUCAGAAUUCUGGAUAGCAGCUUUCGAGUGUCAACAACCUUGUAAGCUGUUGUCAAUGAAGAUUUACUUACCUCAGGAAGACGUUUCUGCAAUGGAGAUCAUGAAUAACUGUUUCUUAGGAUAUUGCAUGUAUUAUUUUAUUAUGAUUUGUUCCACCAUGCAAAAAUGUUUGUAAUUCCAGAAAAAAAUGUAUUUUGUUAUUUAGUAAUUGGUUAGUGAUGUUCAACUGGUUGCUGUUCCAUUUUUAUGACACAGAUGUUGGCUUGGCUAUACUUAAUAAAUAUGACUGGAUGUGUUACUCAA
Messenger RNA from Phoenix dactylifera (date palm), 1537 nucleotides. NCBI's taxonomy places the organism in Eukaryota, Viridiplantae, Streptophyta, Magnoliopsida, Arecales, Arecaceae. The record is from RefSeq and is a predicted model, not a curated record.